Molecule: messenger RNA, 1433 nt
Organism: Coffea eugenioides
Lineage: Eukaryota; Viridiplantae; Streptophyta; Magnoliopsida; Gentianales; Rubiaceae
Product: probable trehalose-phosphate phosphatase E
Exons: 12
Coding region: 194-1306 (370 amino acids)
Biological process (GO): trehalose biosynthetic process
Molecular function (GO): trehalose-phosphatase activity
Source: RefSeq, a predicted model, not a curated record
CUCUUCUCUAUCACUCUACAACUCCUUGUCUAGCAUUGGUUUUGUUUUUGCACUAACAAAUCUCAGAGCUUUCUCUGCAAUUCUGCAUUAUUGUCCACACAAGAAAACUCUGUUUUCUGCCCUGUUUUUUUUUUCCCUUCCUUUUGACUAAAAACUUCCCAGUCUUUUCCAGGUUGAUCUUCUAUAAAGGAAAAUGACCAACCAAAAUGUGGUGAUUUGUGAUUCUAAAUCAGGCUUUAGCAUGGAGAUUGUGGUGUCAAUGCGUGAACCAGUUCUUUUCGCACAAGCAGUGCCUAAGCCUCUGGCUGCACCAGGUGGUGGUACGCCUAUUAUUUGGACAAAGCCAUCGCUGAAAGUGCUCGAAACUGCUGGUGGCGGAGGCAGAAUCAAUGCAUGGGUUGAUUCGAUGAGAGCUUCUUCGCCUCCUCGAAGAUCAUCUGAAAGUGAAGAAGUUAACAAGUCUUGGAUGCUUCAUCAUCCAUCGGCUUUAAGCAUGUUUGAAGAAAUCAUAAAAGUUUCGAAGGGGAAACAGAUAGUUAUGUUUCUUGACUAUGAUGGCACACUUUCUCCAAUUGUUGAAGACCCUGACAGAGCUUUCAUCUCCAAUGAGAUGAGAGACGCUGUGCGAGACAUUGCUCAUCAUUUUCCUACCGCAAUAGUUACCGGAAGAUGCAGAGCCAAGGUUUACAAUUUUGUUAAGCUAUCGGAGCUUUAUUAUGCCGGCAGUCAUGGUAUGGACAUCAAGGGACCAACACAAGGACAUAGAUACAGAAAGGGCAAUCAAACAGUACUCUGCCAACCAGCGAGAGAAUUUUUACCCAUGAUUGAUGAGGUAUACAAAACUUUGUUAGAAAAAACCAAAUCCAUCCCUGGGGCUAUGGUGGAAAACAACAAAUUUUGCUUAUCUGUACACUACCGCUGUGUCGAGGAAAAGAGGUGGGCAGAAUUAGCUGUCCAAGUUAAAACCGUCCUUAAGGAUUAUCCCAAGCUGAAAUUGACUCAAGGGCGGAAGGUCUUAGAGAUUCGGCCAACUAUCAAAUGGGAUAAAGGGAAUGCGCUGGAAUUUUUGUUGGAAUCACUAGGUUAUGCAAACUCAGAUGAUGUUUUACCCAUCUAUAUUGGAGAUGACCGGACGGAUGAAGAUGCAUUUAAGGUUUUGCGUAAAAGAGGACAAGGUUUUGGAAUCCUGGUCUCCAAAGUUCCAAAAGAAACGAAUGCUUCAUAUACAUUGCAAGAACCAUACGAGGUUAUGUGCUUCUUAAAACGUUUGGUAGAGUGGAAAAAAUCAUCCUUGCGAAGAUUUUGAUUUAUAGGGAGGCGAAACAUCACGAGCGAGGAAAAUUAAGGGAUUAAUGACCGUUGCCCUUGGAGUUUUUAACGGGGUGGGGGGGGGGGGUGAAAACUAUGUAUUUUUGUUUAUAGUUGUAGUUAUU